Morchella importuna is the source of this 1848-nucleotide messenger RNA. RefSeq lists its product as uncharacterized. The transcript has 11 exons. Gene Ontology annotation, molecular function: cobalt ion transmembrane transporter activity; magnesium ion transmembrane transporter activity; cobalt ion binding. Bases 1 to 1848 code for a protein of 615 amino acids. NCBI's taxonomy places the organism in Eukaryota, Fungi, Ascomycota, Pezizomycetes, Pezizales, Morchellaceae. The record is from RefSeq and is a predicted model, not a curated record. Gene Ontology annotation, cellular component: membrane. Gene Ontology annotation, biological process: metal ion transport; transmembrane transport.
AUGGAGCCUUUAGAAGUACCAACUCAAGUUUCCUUGGGGGAGCGAUCAGAGCUAGGGGAAGAACAGAUUGAAGACUAUCCUGCACUUCGGCCACUGUCCCCGCCGCUGUCCCCGCCGUUGUCCCCAAAAGACGGUUCGGAUGAUUUUAGGCAAUCAAGAAAGGAAUGGAAUGAGAAGAAGAAACAAAAGCGAAAGGAGCAGCUGGAAAAGGCCAGGGGAGUAGUGCUGAGCAGUAGCGAUCGUGCUGAGUUCAAGGCAGCUGUCAAUGAUUGGUUCGCUAAUAAAAGGCCUCCACAGUUCCCUGGAGUGUUGUUCAUUAUCCUUGAUAAGCUGAGUGAAGCACGAAAUAAAUGGCUCCAGGAGAACCAGAAUGAAAUACCUGAAGUAUUAGUCGAAGCUUGGAUUUCUCCCAAGCCAAAUGAAGACCCUUCUUACCAGAACAUUAGUGGCAUUGGGUUAUGGAAAUGGCUAUAUGAAGCUCAUGGUUCUAAGCCAACAAAGGUGAAAGACAAUAAGUUUAUAUUGAUAUCUCUAACCGGAUUGACGGCGGAAGUCAUGAAGGCCCUGCUUAUUCAUUAUGAGAUUAAGGUCAAAUCUCUUUAUGAGAUGAUAUACGUAGAUAGUUUUAUGGCACACCUCCAGCCAGCCUCUGAAAAUGUAUUCGCUCUCUGCUUUGAUUUCGUUCGCCUAGUCGCGAUUGGUGAUGAGCGCCGUUUUCACACACAAGCCUUUACAGAACUUGAAAAUUCGAGGAGAAACCAGAUUUUAUCUUGGAAAUGGAAUUCUACGGGUUCAGAUAUAAAGGAUAGCGACCGAGCUUUUGGUAUAGCACGUGCAGUGGUGUGGAUAAAUAGGGACCGAAGCACAGGGAAGACUGUUGCUAUUUUCUAUACGGAGCCAAAGAUGUCGAAGAAAAUGCGACUCCAUAACGUGGCACAAUGGAGCAUGAGUAGGUUUUGUGAUGAUCCACACCUACGGACUAGAUCGUCAUUUCCUAUUGAAUUUCCCGAAGGCGGAGAGCCAUCCGAAGAAAUAUUCAACUUUUUGGCAAGAUAUAUCAAAGAAGCAUUCAGGUGGAAUAGAGUACUAUCUCUGCAUCAUCAAAAGAUUGCGGCUCUGGAAGAUGAGGCAUUCCAUAUGCCCAUGCUGGAGACUACGAAAGACCUGUAUCGCCAAAAAUCCAUAUUGGAUACACAUCUUACACUACUUAGUCUUCAGAAGACGAUGGUAUCAGCACUCCGUAAUCGACAAGUCAGUGAAGCAAUGUUCUGGCCCCAGAAUGCGAUGCUUUUGUUUGGGGAUAUUGAGGAUGGUUUAGGUGAGAAGAUUAUUGAGUUUGAGAGGAUGAGAAAGCAGUGUGAUGAUAUUCAUAAUCUAAUAUUCAAUAUUAUCUCGAUUGAGGAAAGUAGGGCGGCUGUAGACCAAGGACGAAGUGUUGGCCGAUUGACAUGGCUCACCUUUAUAUUUCUCCCACUAUCCUUUGGCGCUUCUAUACUUGGAAUGAAUGUAUUCCAAUUGAAUAGUCCGGGCCUUUGGCUUUAUUUUGCCCUUACAAUACCGCUAUUUAUCCUUGUUACUGGAGGUAUUGUGAUGUUGAAGGCUACUGUCCUCUACGGCCAAAGUGGGCAAAAUGAACAGAUGGGAUUUUUCCAGUGGCUAAUCGCAGGCCGGCCAAUGCGGUCACAACUGAACCGGGCAGACCUUGAGAGGGGUAAUCUUAACGAUAAGCUUACUGCUCGGUUGGGAAAUAAUCGAGGGAGAGGGGAGGGUAAGAACGGGAUCAUGAACCGUCUGAGAGAACCGAGAGAACCAGCUGCAGUGAAUGAUAAGAUUGAGAAAGAGGAUUGA